UGUCUUGGGAGGGGGGUGCUCUGCUCUGCCCAUCCCCAAAUAGCAUGGGGGCAGCCAGCAUUAGGUAUCCCUGUCUGGGGACCAAGCAGUAUGUCCUGAGCUAAAUUAUCCACCUUUUAAACUCUCCUGUCUUCCUUCCAUCCUGGCGGGUGAACUGUGUAGGCGAGAGAUGAUUUAUUAGGAGGAAACUGCCUUGUUCUGCAGCUGGAGGAGCAGGGCCAGCCUGGGAGCCUAGCCAUGGGGCUGGCAUGAGCAGAGAAGGAAGCAUCCCUGGGCCAGACCCCCCGCCCCAGCAUUAAGCAGCGCAGCUUUGGCUGGCUGGCUGUGUGAUGGCCGAGGGGGUGGGUGUGUUCCCAGAGCCGAUUUGGACUGGGGGAGAGGGAAAGCUGCCCCAUCUGUCACUGUCCUCCUUUCCCCCACUCCUACAGGUGGCUUCCCAUCCAGCCUCUCGCUUGCAUGCCACCUUGUUGCCCUCCUCCCCACGGCACAUGUGGCUCUGUGUGAAGAUGGCUGAUACCACCCAGGUCUUCCCUGCUAGAAGAGGCCCUCUGUGGACCUGAUCGAAGCGGAGACCCCCCCACCCCGGCAGCAAGGAGGGGGAGAUUGUUGCCCAGCAAGCCAUGAACUGAAGCUACUUCUUGGAUUGUUUGUGUUUUAACUCUUCCGAGUGCCACAAGUGAGCUGCAGAUCCCUGGUGUUUGGAAAUCUCGCCGCCUUUGGGGAAGGAGGAGGAGGCGGAGGGGCGCGAUGGCGUCUGGCUUUUCCAAUGGACCCGGUGUCCAGAACGAAGCGGAGGUGGUUCACCUCUGCAGGAGUCUGGAAGUUGGCACCGUGAUGACUUUGUUUUACUCUAAAAAAUCACAGAGGCCGGAGAGGAAAACUUUCCAGGUGAAGCUAGAAACCAGGCAGAUCACUUGGAGCAGAGGGUCGGAGAAAAUAGAAGGAGCGAUCGACAUUCGUGAAAUCCAAGAGAUUCGUCCAGGAAAUAAUUCCCGAGAUUUUGACCGAUACCAGGAGGAUCCCUCGUUCCGGUCAGACCCGUCUCACUGCUUCGUCGUCCUCUAUGGAAUGGAGUUCAGGCUGAAAACUCUCAGCCUGCAAGCCACAUCCGAGGAUGAAGUCAACAUGUGGAUCAAAGGGUUAAACUGGCUGGUGGGGGAUACUCUCAGGGCCCCCACCCCUCUGCAAAUCGAAAGGUGGCUCCGGAAGCAGUUCUACUCGCUGGAUCGCAACCGAGAAGACAGGAUUUCAACUAAGGAUUUGAAAAACAUGCUGUCCCAGGUCAACUACCGAGUCCCAAACAUGCGGUUCCUGCGAGAGAAAUUAACGGAUGUGGAGCAGAGGAACGGGGAUAUAACGUAUAGCCAGUUCGUCCAGAUUUACCGGAACCUGAUGUACGACGACCAGAAAACGAUCGAGCUCCCAUUCCAGGAAAGGUGUGCAGAGAGACUUGAGCACUCCAAGGUGUCCCUGCUGGAGUUCCAGAAGUUCUUACUGGAGUAUCAGAUGGAACUCUGGGCUACAGACAUCCUCCAGGUUCAGGAGUUCAUGUUUAACUUUCUGAGAGACCCACUGAGAGAGAUUGAAGAGCCUUAUUUCUCUCUGGAUGAGAUAUUCACCUUCCUCUUCUCCAAAGAGAACAGCAUCUGGAACACGCAGCUGGACGCGGUGUGCGCGGAGAACAUGAACAAUCCCCUCUCCCAUUACUGGAUCUCCUCCUCGCAUAACACGUACCUGACGGGGGAUCAGUUCUCCAGCGAGUCCUCCUUGGAAGCCUACGCGCGUUGCCUGCGCAUGGGGUGCCGCUGCAUUGAGUUGGAUUGCUGGGACGGCCCCGAUGGGAUGCCCGUGAUUUACCAUGGACACACCUUAACCACCAAAAUCAAAUUCUCUGACGUCUUGACGACCAUCAAGGAACAUGCCUUCAUGACCUCUGACUAUCCUGUCAUCCUGUCCAUUGAAGAUCAUUGCAGUAUUGCCCAGCAGAGGAACAUGGCUCAGAAUUUUAAGAAGGUUUUUGGGGACAUGCUUUUGACCAAGCCGGUGGAUAUAUCCGCUGACGGGCUCCCCUCCCCGAACCAGCUGAAGAAGAAGAUUCUCAUUAAGCACAAGAAGCUGGCGGAGGGAAGUGCUUAUGAAGAGUUGCCGACGUCUGUAAUGUAUUCGGAGAAUGAUAUCAGCAACUCCAUAAAGAACGGGAUCCUCUACCUGGAAGAUCCCAUCAAUCACGAAUGGAAUCCGCACUACUUUGUCCUGACCAGCAGCAAGAUCUAUUACUCUGAGGAGACGACCGGCCACCAGGGAAACGAGGAUGAAGAGGAACCAAAGGAGGUGAGCAACAGCACUGAACUUCAUUCUACCGAGAAGUGGUUUCAUGGCAAGCUGGGGGCUGGGCGUGAUGGGCGCCACAUAGCAGAGAGGCUGCUGAUGGAGUACUGCAUAGAGACGGGCGCCCCUGACGGGUCUUUCCUAGUACGAGAGAGUGAAACCUUCGUAGGAGACUACACCCUCUCUUUCUGGCGCAAUGGGAAGGUGCAGCAUUGCCGCAUCCAUUCCCGGCAGGACGCCGGCAGCCCCAAGUUCUUCCUGACCGACAACCUGGUGUUCGACAGCCUCUACGACCUCAUCACCCAUUACCAGCAGGUGCCUCUGAGGUGCAACGAGUUUGAGAUGAAGCUGACUGAGCCUGUGCCGCAGACCAACGCCCAUGAGAGCAAAGAGUGGUACCACGCCAACCUCACCCGGGCCCAGGCUGAGCACAUGCUGAUGAGGGUGUCGCGGGACGGAGCCUUCCUAGCGCGCAAGAGGAGCGAGCCCAACUCCUAUGCGAUCUCGUUCCGGGCGGAAGGGAAGAUCAAGCACUGCCGAGUGCUGCAGGAGGGCCAGACCGUGCUCCUGGGCAACUCCGAGUUCGAUAGCCUGGUGGAUCUGAUCAGCUACUACGAGAAGCACCCGCUCUACCGCAAGAUGAAGCUGAGGUACCCCAUCAAUGAGGAGACGCUGGAGAAGAUUGGCACAGCGGAGCCAGACUAUGGAGCCCUUUAUGAAGGACGCCAUCCGGGAUUCUACGUGGAGGCCAAUCCCAUGCCAACCUUCAAGUGUGCCGUCAAGGCCCUGUUCGAUUACAAGGCGCAGCGGGAAGACGAGCUAACCUUCAUGAAGAACGCCAUCAUCCAGAACGUGGAGAAGCAGGAAGGAGGCUGGUGGAGAGGAGAUUAUGGGGGCAAAAAACAGCUGUGGUUUCCUUCCAACUACGUGGAGGAACUAGCCAGCCUCGGUGGCCAGGAGCCUGACAGGGAGCAGCAGCUAGACGAGAACAGCCCCCUGGGAGUCCUGCUUGGAGGCACCCUGGAUGUGCCGUCCUGCCAGAUAGCCAUCCGCCCCGAGGGGAAGAACAAUCGCACCUUCGUCUUCUCCAUCAGCAAGGCCUCCAUGUCGCGCCCAUCCAUGGACGUGGCGGCUGACACGCAUGAGGACCUGCUGGACUGGGUGAAGAAGAUCCGGGAGGCAGCCCAGACUGCCGACGCCAGGCUCUCCGAAGGGAAGAUGAUGGAGAGGAGGAAGAAGAUCGCCCUGGAGCUAUCAGAACUUGUCAUCUACUGCCGGCCCGUCCCCUUCGAUGAAGAGAAGAUUGGCACAGAAAGGGCCUGCUACAGGGACAUGUCGUCCUUCCCCGAGACCAAGGCGGAGAAGUAUGUCAACAAGAUCAAAGGCAAGAAGUUCCUGCAGUACAACCGGCUGCAGCUCUCCCGCAUCUACCCCAAGGGCCAGCGCCUCGACUCCUCCAACUACGACCCCCUGCCCAUGUGGAUCUGUGGCAGCCAGCUCGUGGCACUCAACUUCCAGACCCCAGACAAGCCCAUGCAGAUGAACCAGGCCCUGUUCAUGUCCGGCGGCCAGUGUGGGUACGUGUUGCAGCCGGCCAACAUGCGGGACGACCUCUUCGACCCCUUUGACAAGAGCACGGUGCGCGGGCUGGAGCCGCUCUCGAUCUCCAUCGAGAUCCUUGGGGCACGACAUCUUCCCAAAAACGGGAGGGGGAUCGUUUGCCCGUUUGUGGAGGUCGAGGUGUCUGGAGCGGAGUACGACAAUGCCAAACAGAAGACGGAGAUCGUGGCGGACAAUGGCCUGAACCCCCUCUGGUCCCAGAAGACCUUCAAUUUCCAGGUCAGCAACCCCGACUUCGCCUUCCUGCGCUUCGUGGUAUAUGAGGAGGACAUGUUCAGUGAUGAGAAUUUCUUGGCGCAGGCCACGUUCCCAGUGAAAGGGCUGAAGACAGGGUACAGAGCUGUGCCGUUGAAGAACAACUACAGCGAGAACCUGGAGUUGGCCUCCCUGCUUGUUAAAAUAGAGAUCUUCCCUGGCAAGGAAAAUGGAGAAAUUAGCCUCUUCGGUGCCUCAGCCCUCCGAGAACGGACAGGAGACCCUUCAAGUCAGCUCCUGACAAACCGAGCCCGGGAAGGGUCUUUUGACGCCCGCUACCAACAGCCAUUUGAGGAUUUCCGGGAGCAGCUAGCAGACCAUUUUGACAGCCGAGAGCGAAGGGUACUGCGAAGGACCAGGGUGAACGGGGACAACCGGGUCUAGCCCACCUUCGCCUGCUGAAAAGCACCUCUAGUGCUUGUGAUUAUCACGGAACGCUGUGAACUGGUUUCUAUGGAAACGUCACUGCUUUGGCCUACUUUCAGGCAGCUUUUCCAGUUUCUCUGCUGGUGUGUGAGUGGAGAAAUUAAAAAAAACUCACCACCCAACCACCUUCUACUACCAAGCCCAUAAUGAAGUGUAUUAAUGUGCAUAGCCUGUCAGCUAUUAAAGCUGGAGACAAAACUGUGUCUAUAAUCAAACAAACUCCCUUUGAGCCUAUAUCCUGAGAAAUCUAGAUCCCGGCCCUGCUCAGAAGCUGGUAGGGAAGCUUUUUACAGCAUUAACUCGAUGUAAAUGUUUCCCACUCCCUUGAGUGACCUGCCUCUUCUCCCUCCUUUUACAUGCCCCCAUAGGGAGGUGCUUUCCUAAGAACCAGGCAGGACGCACCUCAGCCCUAUUGUUGUUGUAUCAAAGUACCUGUAUAGCCUCUGCCUCUGGGCCCAGUAGUGAAACUCAAAGUUUACAAGGCCCCUCUAGCUUUAAGUUACAAUAAAAAAAAAGUCAGUGUUAA
Molecule: messenger RNA, 5155 nt
Organism: Mauremys reevesii (Reeves's turtle)
Lineage: Eukaryota; Metazoa; Chordata; Testudines; Geoemydidae
Gene: PLCG1
Product: phospholipase C gamma 1
Exons: 33
Coding region: 748-4587 (1279 amino acids)
Biological process (GO): phospholipid catabolic process; positive regulation of epithelial cell migration; phosphatidylinositol-mediated signaling
Molecular function (GO): protein binding; phosphatidylinositol-4,5-bisphosphate phospholipase C activity
Source: RefSeq, a predicted model, not a curated record